AUGACUGCGACACCGCGCAUCCUCAUCUCUGGCGCAGGCAUCGCCGGACCCGUCUGCGCACACUUCCUCGGACGAGCCGGCAUCCGCACGACUCUUGUCGAGCGAGCUCCCGUUCUUCACGCCAACGGCCAGAACCUCGACCUGAACGGCGUCACCGCGCGCGUUGUCGUCGAGCGCAUGGGACCCGACGUCAACUCUGCCAUCUCCGCCGCCCGCACUCGUGAGGAGGGUACGCACACCGUCGACGACGCCGGACAGAUUCGCGCUUCCUUCCCUGUCGAGGGCGGAGGGUUCACGAACGAGAUCGAGAUCAUGCGCGAUAAGCUCGUCGGCAUCUUCUACGAGGCGUCGCGUUCCUCGACGGAGUACAUCUUCGGAGACUCGAUCGCGGGGAUCGAGCAGACGGACCGCGAGGCGGUCGUCACCUUUGCGAACGGUACGACGAAGGCUUUCGACGUCGUCAUCGUCGCGGACGGAAUGGCGUCGAGCACACGCUCGCUCGUCUUCGGUCGCCCAGGCACCGCCGAGAACAAGGACGACAAGGCCGAAGUCCAGAUUCGCUCCGUCGGCUUCCACUGCGCCUACUUCACCAUCCCUUACGCCGAGUCAGACGGCGCCUGGUCGCGCUGGUGGCACACAACGCGCAGCCGCUCGAUCUGGCUUCGCCCGGACGUGACGACUCCUAGCACCCGCGCCUACCUUCUCGCCGGCGGCGAGGCGACGCAACAGGCUCUCAGCGGCGCACGCAAGCUCAGCGUCGACGAGCAGAAAGCGCGCUGGAAGGCGUUGUACGCUGGAGCAGGAUGGCAGACGGACCGCGUUCUCGAGGCUAUGGACGGCGCCGAGGACUUCUACAUGCAGGAGGUGGCACAGGUGAUCUCCAAGAGCUGGAGCAAAGGUCGAGUCGUGCUGCUUGGCGAUGCAGCAGGCUGUCCGUCGCCGAUGUCGGGCAUGGGCACCUCGUGCGCUGUCGUCGGCGCCUACGUCCUCGCGGGCGAGCUCGCCAAGCGUCGCGACCAUCUCUCCGACAGCGCAGUCGUCAAGGACGCGCUCGAGGCCUACGAACGCAUCUGUCGUCCUUACUUCGAGGACGCCCAGGACAUCCCCAUUUCGCUCUUCCGCCUCGGGUUCCCCGACUCGGCUCUCGGCGUCGCAGUCCAGCGCAUCGCGGUCGGCGCUAUCAGCUACCUCAUCAAGACUCGGGCGGCGAAGUGGGCGGGGUCAAGGAUCUUUGGCUCGGGCGAGGCGGCGCAGAAGCCGGAGAAUCCGCACAUCAAGCUGCCUUUGUACGACUUCUAG
Messenger RNA from Rhodotorula toruloides NP11, 1299 nucleotides. Its product is annotated as monooxygenase. Gene Ontology annotation, molecular function: FAD binding. Bases 1 to 1299 code for a protein of 432 amino acids. The transcript has a single exon. The record is from RefSeq and is a predicted model, not a curated record. NCBI's taxonomy places the organism in Eukaryota, Fungi, Basidiomycota, Microbotryomycetes, Sporidiobolales, Sporidiobolaceae.